AUGCCCGACUUACUUCUUCCACCCCCUUACCCGCCCACUCAACCCCUCUGGUGCUGGCGGCUGGCGCUGGUGCUGGUUCCUGUGCUGGCGGCUGGCGCUGGUGCUGGUUCCUGGUGCUGGCGGCUGGCGCUGGUGCUGGUUCCUGGUGCUGGCGGCUGGCGCUGGUGCUGGUUCCUGGUGCUGGCGGCUGGCGCUGGUGCUGGUUCCUGGUGCUGGCGGCUGGCGCUGGUGCUGGUUCCUGGUGCUGGUGCUGGUGCUGGUGCUGGUUCCUGGUGCUGGCGGCUGGUGCUGGUGCUGGUUCCUGGUGCUGGCGGCUGGCGCUGGUGCUGGUUCCUGGUGCUGGCGGCUGGCGCUGGUGCUGGUUCCUGGUGCUGGCGACUAGUGCUAGUGCUGGUUCCUGGUGUUGGCGCUGGUGCUGGUGCUGGUUCUUGGUGCUGGCGGCUGGCGCUGGUGCUGGUUCCUGGUGCUGGCGGCUGGCGCUUGUGCUGGUUCCUGGUGCUCGCUCUUGACAGCCGCCCACCACCCCUUUCCCCCACUCCUUCCCCCCCCUCACAUGAGCCGCCAACCCCUCCACGCCACUCCCGCCAUUCCCGCCGCCGCCCCACCGUCCGCCACACCCACCACCGUGCAACACGGCAUAGGCAGGCGCGGUAG
This is a messenger RNA of Closterium sp. Naga37s-1, 654 nucleotides long. The record is from the annotation of a GenBank genome assembly. Lineage: Eukaryota; Viridiplantae; Streptophyta; Zygnematophyceae; Desmidiales; Closteriaceae.